AGUCCUCCUCGUCAAGUAAUUAACAAGAUGGCGGACGAGUUGAUGGAAGAUUUCAUCAUGAUAAGCUUGCAGUCUAUGUUGAUUUAGCAGGAUUCUUCGAGAUGACUUGACGGAUAUAUGCAUUUAAAAGGUGUUUAAAAUGUUUGCGCCAGCAGGUCAACCAGAACUUGUUCGUUCAAACCAGAAAGAUGUAUACUAUCUUGGUUUCUUAAGAGAAGGCAUCGGACAAAUAUUCAGGAACGUACGAGGCCCUUUCUCUUGGAUCAAAUGGAAGACAGAGUUAGAUUUAUUUGCUGACAUCUGUUAUUUUGGUCUAACUACAAUAAGUGGAUAUCAGACACUUGGUGAGGAGUACUGUAAUAUUGUGCAAGUGGACACAAGCAAGACAAGGAUCCCUUCAACAUUGCUGCGAGGAAGUCUUGUCUUUCUCUACGCACUUGGUCCAUAUCUGAUUGACAAAGCUUUAACAAGGCUGGAACUUUGGUUGCAAACCCAAGGCGAUUCUCCUUAUGGAAUUCAUCCAAGAGUGAGAAAUACUUUAUCCACCUUGAUCCCCAUUGUCAGAGCAGGUGUUGUUUAUGUCCACCGAACGCACCUGGCAUUGUUUUACUUGAACGGCAUAUUUUAUCAUAUUGCGAAAAGGAUCACUGGAAUUCAAUACCUGCUUGUACGAAACAGUCUCAGGAAUGACGGCUCCAGACCAACUUACCGCCUGCUUGGCUAUCUGUCCGUUGUACAAAUGAUUAUCACUUUGAUUCUGACAAUGUUCCAGCAUCUGAAAUCUGGCAAACCAUUGGAGCGCCUCGUCUCACAAGAUAAGCCACCGGCUACAAGCAUCAAUACUAGUAGCGGUAUAAAAUGUGCACUGUGCUUGGAAAAACUGCAAGAGAAGACAGCGACUCCGUGUGGACAUCUUUUCUGUUGGAAGUGUAUUACAGAAUGGUGUGCCAGCAAGCCUGAAUGUCCGUUAUGUCGUGAAUCUGUUCAGCUGUCCAGGUUGGUUUUCCUGCAUCAUUACGAACCUACAUGAAGGCCCCACGUGACCUGUAGUAACGUUUACAGACAAACGCACCCUUAGAAGCGACUGGUUGUAUCAGCUGUGUUUAGAGCCUCUUAUAAUUUUGGUGACGGUGAAUCGAUAGAUUCCUCUAGCUUAUUACUGUCUGAACCCAGUUGUGCUAGUUACGGGCCAUGUGGAGAGUUUUGCGCUACAAGAAGGUUAUGACUAUGAAGAAGCAAAAUAAUUAUCACUUCGUUUGAUGCAACUUUGAUUGUCAAAGAAAGCUGACAGAGCAUAUUUCCAAACUUUUAUAAAUUUCCUGCAUAGUUCAACAUUUGAUGAUCUUUUUUCGCUGUAAUUUUUAGGAAGUAUUAGGGAUUAUUUACUUAGUGACGUGAGCACUCAUCGAUAUCGAGCUUGCGUUUGUUCAGUUCU
Molecule: messenger RNA, 1435 nt
Organism: Pocillopora damicornis (cauliflower coral)
Lineage: Eukaryota; Metazoa; Cnidaria; Anthozoa; Scleractinia; Pocilloporidae
Product: peroxisome biogenesis factor 10
Biological process (GO): protein import into peroxisome matrix
Cellular component (GO): peroxisomal membrane
Molecular function (GO): zinc ion binding
Source: RefSeq, a predicted model, not a curated record